Acanthaster planci (crown-of-thorns starfish) is the source of this 2721-nucleotide messenger RNA. Its product is annotated as lysosomal aspartic protease-like. Gene Ontology annotation, molecular function: aspartic-type endopeptidase activity. The record is from RefSeq and is a predicted model, not a curated record. Gene Ontology annotation, biological process: proteolysis. NCBI's taxonomy places the organism in Eukaryota, Metazoa, Echinodermata, Asteroidea, Valvatida, Acanthasteridae.
GUGGUUCAGUCAGAAACACGUGAGUAGCAUACUCGACUAGAUCACCAGCACUAACUCAGCUCAAAGGCCAGGUCGCACACUCAGUCGGAAGUUGGAGCGUGAUUGGUGUGCGUAUAAUUUUGCUCCAUCUCAGCGAAACCAUUCUUCCUUUAGAAAAUAAGGUCGUAUUUCCCAUUGAAUUCAGUGAGUCUGUGGAAGAGUUGAAGUCUUGUGAAGUUGGUACCACGAGCUGGCCACGGAAGACACAGCUUACCGAAAACAUUUCCACCUCCAUGCCGAAAAUGAGGCUGUUUUCACGGAUCGACAUCAUCACAUUCGUCCGCUACUUUUCCCUCCUAGCGUGCCUUGCUGUCGUGACGGACUGCGCACUGAUAAGAGUGAAGUUGACUCAUUUCAAAAGUAUCCGCAAGCGGCUGGCAGAAUCGGGAAGACUCCCCGUGUACUACCAAGAUCACCAAUCAAAGUACAACAAGGUCUUUAAAAGCAGUGGCCCUGUCCCGGAACCUUUGCACAACUACUUUGAUGCAGAGUAUUAUGGACCCAUCAAUAUCGGAACACCGUCCCAGACGUUUCUCGUCAUCUUCGACACUGGCUCCUCCAACCUCUGGGUCCCGUCGUCCCAGUGCCCGCUCACCGACAAAGCAUGCCAGAGGCACCACCGGUAUGACCAUUCCAAAUCCAGCACGUACCAUCCCAAUGGUACCGAUCUGGAAAUUCGCUAUGGCACUGGCAGCAUGAAGGGCUUCCUGAGUAAAGACAUCGUGGACGUGCAGACUGUCAAGGUAGUGAACCAGACUUUCGGUGAAGCAACCUCGGAGCCGGGCGACGUUUUUCUAGAUGUGGACUUUGAUGGCAUCCUGGGAAUGGGGUAUCCCACCAUAGCUGCCGACGGGGUCCUGCCUGUCUUCAACUCCAUGGUGCUGCAGGGAUUGGUGGACAAGCCUGUGUUUUCCUUUUAUCUGGACAGAAACACCAAUGACAGCAAAGGCGGAGAGCUCAUUCUGGGAGGGUCUGACCCUCGUUACUACCGCGGGAGCUUCACCUACGCAAGCGUCACCAUGCAAGGCUAUUGGCAGUUUGCUGUGGAUGGGGUUACAGUCAGUGGCCAGUCUGUGUGCAAAGCUGGGUGCGAGGCCAUUGCUGAUACGGGUACGUCACUGGUCACGUGUCCAACUGAUGACUGUACUGCCCUCAACAACGCCCUGGGGGCUGAAUUCCUUCCAGACGUCGGCGCGUAUGUGUUUGACUGUGCCACAGUCUCCAAGCUCCCUGAUGUGGUCUAUACCAUUUCCCAGACCAAGCUACCCCUCUCCUGGAAGGAGUAUGUGGUGAAGCAAAAUGUGUCAGGAACCACCAUUUGUCUGAGUGCCUUCACCCCAAUGGACAUCCCACCCCCCUUUGGCCCCCUGUGGAUUCUAGGGGACGUGUUCCUUGGUCGUUACUAUGCCGAAUUUGACUUUGGAAACAACCGCGUCGGCUUUGCAGAAGCAGUGUAGGGAAUGACGGAUCCCAACUGCACCGAGAGAAGCCACUGAUUCAAGAAGCUGCAAACUACAGCAGAAAAUCAUGUCAGGCAAAUUCAGGAAACAGUGACUAUGAAGCUCUCUCUGCAGAAUUUGGCAACUACUGUGCAGUUUAUUGGACUUAAAUUACAUUUUUAAACAGUACUUAAUUAACAGCCACGUGUUAAGCAGGACAUUGUGAAACAUGUACCUACAUGUAAGGUGGUUCUGUUAUACAGUCUAUAGAUCACAAGCCGUAUUAAACAGAAUGUUGAUGGACGUAAACAGUAAUGAUGGAAUCAUUUAGGUUUAAGACCAGUCAAGCGCAUAAUAUUAUUUAUUCCCAGUCACAGAUAUAUAGACUUUCUGCAUCUGAAAGCCACAAGAAGUUUUUGCAAAUUCUAAAUUUCCCAGGAUUUUUUCAACAAUUUUACUUUUUUUGAGACACCCUCCUAGUCAUGUUGUGGUAUGUGCCUGCUGCAAGCUGGUAUUUUGUCAACCAUUUUGUUGGGGAAAAGGGGGGGGGUCUUUGUUCUUGAAGUAUGUCCGGACUUUUCAUUUUCAUUUCUUAAUCCCUGUAAAAUGAUACCUUAAUUUGACUCUGAGGACCACCUCAAACAAAUGGUUCUCUUGUGAGAACGAAAACGUAUGCUUAGCAUGGAAUGCUCUUGAUAAUCCAAAGAACCACAAUAAGUGCGUGCAGUGCACAUACACAGUUCCUGUUCUCUUUGUAGGCAAGCCAAACACUGCAGGGUAUGGAGACACCCGGAAACAGAAUGUUCCGAGGAUGUGAAUAAGUUCAUUGUCGUGGUAAUCUGUCAGUCCAAAUACUAAUACUAAUGAUAAAUUCUACCUGUUGUUGAUUUGUAAUAAGCGUUUCUACAAUCAGAAACAUUGAACCGAUUAUUUUGCGAGCACUUUGCAUGGCCUGCUAGUUUGUAGCAUCUUCUUUUGUUUGUUGCAUUUUUUGUUUUUUUUGUUUUUUUCAGAGAACUUCAGUUGUGAAACACAUGUGUUUAUAAUAUGCAGCCAAACAAACAGGAAAAGCAGGUUAACGUAGUUGUUCAGGAAUAAUAAUAAGCGAUGUUUGAUUUUUUUUUUGCUGAAUUUGGGCAUUGAAAUAGCUUUUACCUAUUAAGUGGAAUGUUUUGUUAUUGAGUUUUAUUGGCUGGAAAAAAGUUAAGAUAUGAAUUUCCAUUAAAAGCACUGUCUUCCUUGA